AGCAGCAGCAGCCGCAGCAGCGGUGGUGGUGGUUCUAUUUGGCUAUUUUAUUUAUUUUUUCUUCUUUUCUAGGCGGUUGGCGUUUGUUCAAAGGUGGAGGGACCGUCGUGGAAGUCGUUAGUCGACCGGUGAAACUAGAUCGUGACACAUCGUGAACAAACGCGCUCCGCUCCUCCACACCAAAGCUCCUCCCUUUGUUUUUUUUUCACUCCCAGUGCUGGGCGUUCCAAUAGGCCUGGGCUCAAGGGGCUGAUUGUGUUUUCCCAGUGGCCAUAACUUUUGAUUCCAUCGGCACUCGACGCACUUUCCCGACUAGAGUGGAUCCAACUUUCUCGUGAGAAUUGUCGUCAUGGCCGGCAAAUUCAAUUACGGCGGAGUGGAUAAUCCGGCCUGGAUUAACGACGAGGACGAGACUAAUAAACAGCGGGAGCAACAACAACAUCAUCGCCAUCACGGCAAAGUGGGUCCGACUCUGAGUUCGCCCAGGCCUUUGAGGAUCGUCGAUCGGGCCGGAUCCUUGUCCAGGAUCGUCCAGCACAAAAAGUUGUCACCCACCAGCUCAUCGUCGGUGGCCAGCAGCGGCGGGGUGACCCUGGAUGACGAUGGGGAUGAUCCGGUGGUGGAUUUCGACGACAUGUUGCCGCACGUUGGCGAAUUCGGACCCUACCAGAUCGCCCUCUUCUUCCUGACGGCUCCUUUCUGCUUCUUCCUGGCCUUCUCCUAUUUCAGCCAAGUCUUCAUCACACUCGUCGACGUCCACACCUGUCACAUCCCGCAGCUCAAUCGCUCCGGACUCAACAUCACUCAAAAGAGAGAGAUCAGCAUUCCGCUGGUGACGAAUUCGGUGCUGGGUGGGCCGGCCACCUACGACAGUUGCACGGCCUACGACGUCGACUACGAGUCGGUCCUGCGCGACGGACUGCGGCCCAACGCGACCUGGCCGACCCGCCCGUGUAGCGACGGAUGGGACUACGACCUGGAACAAAUCCGCUACCAUUCCGCCGUCACCGAAAAUAAUUGGGUGUGCGAUGAGGCCGGUAAGGUUCCGCUGGCUCAGGCCCUCUUCUUUUGCGGGAGCAUUGUCGGCGGGAUCGUCCUGGGCUACGUCGCCGACCGAUUCGGCCGCAUUCCGGCCCUGAUCCUCUGCAAUUUGACGGGCGCCCUGGCCGGAAUCAUCACGGCCUUUUCGACGACGUUCGGCCUCUUCGCCUUUUCCCGAUUCCUCAUGGGCAUCGCCUUCGACAAUUCCUUCACCCUCAUGUACAUCCUCGUGCUGGAAUACGUGGGACCGACGUACCGGACUUUGGUGGCCAAUUUGUCGAUCGCCUUGUUCUACACGGCCGGAACGACGGUGUUGCCAUGGAUCGCCUGGGGCAUCAGCGAUUGGCGCAUGUUCAGUUUGGCCACUUCCAUUCCCAUGGCCUCGGUCAUCCUCGCCUACUGGAUCGUUCCCGAAAGCGCUCGGUGGCUGCUGUCUCAAGGGCAAACGGAGCGGGCCAUUUCCAUCUUGAAGACUUUCGCUCGCAUCAACAAGAAGCAGGUCGACGAGAGUGUCUACAAGAAGCUCAAGACUGCCACUGAGGAGGCGAUGGAGGCCAGCUCCAAGGAGCCGCAACAAACGGUGCUGGACCUGCUGCGGACGCCCAGGAUGAGGAGGAACACCAUCCUGCUGACUAUGCUGUGGGUAUUGGUGGCCGUCGUCUACGACGGCCACGCCCGCAACACGGCCAAUUUGGGUCUCUCCGUUUUCCUGACGUUCAGCGUGGCGUCCGUCACCGAAUUGCCGGCCGAUUUGGUCCUGGUUUUCUUCCUGGACAAAUGGGGAAGACGGAUCUUGGCCUUUGGCUCACUCCUGGGCGCCUCCGUCUUCAGUCUGGCCACUCUGGCCGUCCCCAAUGAUCAAGCCGUUCUGACGGCCGUGCUGGCCAUCAUUGGCCGUUUCUGCGUCAACAUCACGUUCAACAUCGGUCUGCAGUACGGGGCCGAAUUGAUCCCCACGUCCGUCCGUGCCCAGGGCAUUGCCUACGUCCAUAUCGCUGGUUACGUGGCCGCCAUCGUCUCGCCCUACAUCGUCGAUCUCGCUCGUUUUAGUCAAUUUUUGCCACUGACCAUUCUGGGAAUCCUGGCCCUGAUUGGUGCCAUCGUCGGACUCAUGUUGCCAGAGACGCUGGGCGCCAUUCUGCCGGAGACGAUCGAGGACGGAGAGAAUUUCGGCAAAGAUCAAAGUUUCUGGGAUUUCCCGUGCUGCCAACGACAGAAAGAAAUUGAGCCGGACACGGUGACGGCCUCCAGCGGCGAUUCGCUGCCGGUCGUUUCCGCCAAGGAUUCGAAUUUCAUUCGGGCGCCAUCCAAUCGGGCCAAUGCCCUGCGGACAUCUAUCCGCGGAGAGGCUUUCCGCUCCAGCCUGCUGGCCCGCCAGCGUCAGCAGCGCCAGCUGGACCCCAACGACAAAAGCCACAAGACUAAUAACCCGGAAACAAUCAUCAGUUCCUCAUCAGCUCCUCCUCCCCGUCCGCCAAUCGAUUGAAAAAUUGUUACAUCAAAAAAAUGUUUUUCCCAACUUUUUAAAAUUUUCACGGACGGGACCUUGAAAAGAAAAGAAAAAAAUGUCGUUCCUUUCUCUUAUUUUCCUCUCUCUCAAUGGUUGAAUUGUUUAUUUUGUCUUCUCAAAUUCCGACAUCGGCAGAGAUUUUCGAUGCAAAAAUCGAAUGAUGAAUUGUAAAUCGUUAUUGUGCAAUCAAAGUGGGGGGUGGAAUUUAAAAAACAAAAAAUUAGGGGG
Molecule: messenger RNA, 2779 nt
Organism: Daphnia pulicaria
Lineage: Eukaryota; Metazoa; Arthropoda; Branchiopoda; Diplostraca; Daphniidae
Product: organic cation transporter protein-like
Exons: 10
Coding region: 350-2527 (725 amino acids)
Biological process (GO): transmembrane transport
Cellular component (GO): membrane
Molecular function (GO): transmembrane transporter activity
Source: RefSeq, a predicted model, not a curated record